AUGAGCAACUAUUCAAGAUUGUCGGACCUAGCGGCCCAAAUCCAAGCAUCAACUGAUACUGUUGACAAGUAUCUCAAAGACCAUAAUCUGCCGGCUCCAUCCUUUCACGAAGAUGGUCCUGUGGAUUUUGGGCUGAAUGACGAAGCUCAAAGGGCUCUAGAAACAGCAAAAACUUCUAGUCUUGAGCUAUUUGAUCUACUUCAGGGCCCAGCUGUUGCUCUUCGACCAGUGUAUAACGGGGUGAGCCUCCAAGCAAUAUAUCGUUAUGAUAUUGCCUCCAAAGUACCCAUAAAUGGAGAAAUUUCAUAUCAAGAUCUCUCUGAAAAGUGUGGGCUUAGUGUCAUCAACUUGCAAAGAAUUCUACGUUUUGCUAUGGUCUCGAAUCGUUGCUUUACAGAGCCACGCAAGGGUUUUGUGGCUCACUCAGCAGCGUCUAGGGUUCUCGUUGAUAACCCUAUGGCGCGUUCAGGCCUCGGCUUCAUGUUCGAUGAGUGCUGGCAAGCUUUUGCUCAUACGCUCGAUUCUGUCAGAGAUCAUGGAGAGACUGAAGAUGUUGCUAAAACAGGCUGGAGUCAUUAUCACAAAACUGACCAGGGUCUGUUCGAAAAUCAUUCAAGUCGUUCAGAGAUGUCCCGUCGUAUGGCCGAAGCUAUGAUAUGUUUUAGCAGCGCUGUAUCAGUAUCAUCCCAAGCAUACUUUUUGGUCAAGAACUAUCCCUGGAAUACUGUUGCUAAAGUUGUCGAUGUUGGAGGAGCACAAGGUCACAUUUCUAUCGAACUGGCACAAAGCUAUCCCAACUUAAAAGUUGUUCUCCAAGACUUGCCGGACGUUGUUGAGGGAAUUGAUAAAACUUUACCAAAGAACGUAAAAGACAGGAUCGAAAUCAUCGCGCACGAUUUCUUCACCGAUCAAACCAUUCAAGCCGACGCAUAUUUAUUCAGCCAAAUAUUUCAUGAUUGGCCAGAGGCUCAUUGCAUCAAGAUACUCCGAGCAUUGAUUCCACAGUUGAAACCUGGUGCUCGAGUCAUUUGCUAUGACCAUCUACUUCCAGAGCCUGGGACAAUACCCUUGCUUAGAGAACAAGCUGCGAGGUAUGCUUAUAACUCGGUUUCUUUACCUGUUCGGGGUAUGGAUAUGAUUAUGCUUUCUCUCUUCAACUCUCGCGAGCGCGAUUCCGAUGAUUGGGCUACCUUGUUCCAAGCUGCCGAUCCUCGUUUUAGGAAGCCAAAAGCGUGGAUUCCAGAAGGUAGCAGUUUAGGCAUCAAUGAAGCGGUAUGGGAGGGAGGUAGUAAAGGCGUACAAGAAUAA
Molecule: messenger RNA, 1308 nt
Organism: Botrytis fragariae
Lineage: Eukaryota; Fungi; Ascomycota; Leotiomycetes; Helotiales; Sclerotiniaceae
Product: putative o- protein
Exons: 5
Coding region: 1-1308 (435 amino acids)
Molecular function (GO): O-methyltransferase activity
Source: RefSeq, a predicted model, not a curated record